Exophiala mesophila is the source of this 1351-nucleotide messenger RNA. RefSeq lists its product as uncharacterized. Gene Ontology annotation, molecular function: monooxygenase activity; FAD binding. The transcript has a single exon. The coding region runs from base 1 to 1296 and encodes 431 amino acids. NCBI's taxonomy places the organism in Eukaryota, Fungi, Ascomycota, Eurotiomycetes, Chaetothyriales, Herpotrichiellaceae. The record is from RefSeq and is a predicted model, not a curated record.
AUGCCUGGUCGUCUGCGACAAGAUCAACCCCGGGUCUAUAACAUUGCCAUUAUCGGCUCCGGCCUCGGAGGUCUCAGUGCCGCCGUCGCCCUUCGUCGAGCAGGUCAUAAUGUCACCAUCUAUGAGAGGUACGACUUUGGAGGCGAGGUCGGUGCUUCACUAUCCGUAGCCUCCAAUGGCUCCCGCCUGUUGCAAGAAUGGGAUGUGGAUAUCAAGGCAGCCAAGCCCGUUAUUCUCAGAUCUCUCAUCAUGCACGAUUGGUCAUCCGGUCAAGUCACCAGUACCUACGACCUGGGCGAUUACCGUGCCAAAUUCGGGACCGAUUAUAACAAUUUCCACCGUAUCGACAUCCAUAAUCUACUCAAGCAGACUGCGAUCCAAGACGCCGGCAAAGGUUCACCGUGCAAGUUAGAAACCUGGCACAAGGCCGUCGAGGUUGAUCCUGAAGCCGGUUCUGUCCUGUUUGAAAAUGGAAACACCAUCACCGCCGAUGCCGUCAUCUGCGCCGACGGAAUCCGAUCAGUCUCUCGGGAGCAGAUCGGUGUCGUUCCUCACUUUGUCGCCUCAACCUCGUGUUGCUAUCGCUGCAUCAUCAGCGCCGACAAGUUGAAGGAAUUGGGUCUUGAAGAAUACCUCAACAACAAUGCCAUCGAGUUUUGGGGCGGUUUCGGCAUCAACAAGAUUGUUCUCUCCGCAUGCUCGGACAACAAUGUUGUUUCCUGUUACUGCUUUUAUCCCUCAGAACUGAACAAUGUGCGCGAGGAUGGUUGGAACAUCUCCACAACACCCGAAAAUCUCGUGGCCACGUUUCCCAAUCUCGACCCCAAACUGCACAAACUCUUUAUGCACUCAGAGGACAUCAAAAUGUGGAGGCUGUACAACCACGACGAGUAUGCGUAUUGGACCAACGCCAAAUGCACUUUACUAGGUGAUGCCGCCCAUCCUAUGGUCCCAGACCAGUCUCAAGGUGCAUGUAUGGCAAUAGAAGACGCUGGCGCCCUGGGAAUUAUCUUUGGCCCAAAGUAUAGCCAUAUUGGGGUUCAAGACAAGCUCAAGUUGUACGAAAGGGCCCGAAAGGCGAGAGCGACCAAGGUGCAAACGGCAAGUGCUCGUGCCAGGACAGAUCUGUCGGAGCGGAUAGGUUGGAGCAGUUCGACGGAUAAGCCAGGAAAACUGACCAUUGAAGAGAUUUGUGGCUAUGACAUGCAUGCCCACAUCGCCCAGCUGGUGCAGGAUUCUCAAUUGUCGACGCACACGCUACCGCCUGCUUCAGUUGAAGUAGCAGUGGGUGCAUGAAUGACACUGAUAGCCUCUUUUUGUUUGGUGUUUUGGAGUGGUGUCAUUAAUGUAC